Molecule: messenger RNA, 4571 nt
Organism: Pleuronectes platessa (European plaice)
Lineage: Eukaryota; Metazoa; Chordata; Actinopteri; Pleuronectiformes; Pleuronectidae
Gene: pask
Product: PAS domain containing serine/threonine kinase
Exons: 21
Coding region: 90-3824 (1244 amino acids)
Biological process (GO): negative regulation of glycogen biosynthetic process; protein phosphorylation; intracellular signal transduction
Cellular component (GO): nucleus; cytoplasm; cytosol
Molecular function (GO): protein serine/threonine kinase activity; ATP binding
Source: RefSeq, a predicted model, not a curated record
CUGCCACUAGUGUCUGUGCGAACCGCCCGGAAGCUGAAGUCUCAGGGUGCCUUUCUGCGACUGGAGUUCUCGCUGGAUACCCAACAACAAUGUCGCUGUCGACUGAGGCUCGUCUCGGGGUCCGAUUUAAAGGCGACACCAUCUGUGUGGUGCCCGACCUCUCCUCCGAUCUCCUGGAAGAUGACUUCGACCUGAACAAGUCCUACCCACACACCCGGACACCGCAGAGCAGGCAAAAACUGUUAGCUCUGCAGCGUCGUUAUUAUCCUGGUUCUUUGACGGGAGAACGUUUGGAUGAUGGCGUUUCAGUCGCAACAAGAAACCACCAAAUCUCUAGUUUACACCCUGAGCCCCAAGAUUCUGCUGUCUGGCCGCCACACCCGUCCUCUAUGUCAAAAACAGAAGAAAGCCUGUUCGGUCAACUAAACUCUGGAAACUUUGGCCUGACAGAAUCGCUAUCUGUCCUGAACCCAAACAAAGUCCUUCUUACUGUCAACCAUAAAACCAGAGAGAUUUUGUCAGUGAACGAACAGGCCUGCAAACUGUUUGAGUGCAUCUCCAAUGAGCUGAUUGGACAAAAGCUGGACGGUUUUUUAAAGAAAACCAGUCAGGUCUUGGAACAAGCAUUGGAAGAAGAUUAUCUGCUGGAGGAUGGAACUGUUGCCGCUGUGUCUGGAAAAGUGGUGGAUGUUGUGACGGAAUCUGGAGAGAUGCCGUUUUCAGUGUGCUUUCACAAACCGUCACCUAUUGAAGAGCCAUGGCUUGUCAUGAUGGAGAGCGUAGAGCGGUUCUCAGCAUUUCUCUCCUUUUCACAAGAUGGCAUUGUCCUAACCUGUGACUUGGCAUUCGCACAUCUGCUAGGAUACCACCAUCCUGACGAGUUGAAAGGGGUUUCUGUGAAGGAGCUAAUCCCCUUUUUACAAAUCCCCCUGCACACUCAUGCAUUGCCCAAAAUGCUAAAGGUUCAGAGACGGUACGGUAAAAGCCGAGGGGGUGCAUUAGUUCCGCUGUGUAUCAAAAUUCAGGGGGCUGUCUUAUGUGGAAAACCCCAAGACAACAAAACUGGUUUCACCUGCCCAUCAGAUAGCCUUGAAAGCUCUGAUGUACAAGACAAGCAGCCUUGCUCCCCUCUCACCUCCCCUGUGUGUAAGACAGAAGCCUCACACUCGCAUGGAAAAGACCCAUCUUCUGGAGUCCAAAUGGACGCCAGGGUCCUCUCCCAAAGCCCUGCGCUGGAGUACUCUGGAACCGUCUGGGUGUUUGCUCCUCUGAGCGGUCUCCUCCUGCUCCGCCCUGAUGGCUCCAUCUGCAGCAUUCACGACCACCUGGCCCUCAGUUUGUUUGGCUACAGCAGGGACGAGUUGCUAGGAAAGAGUGUCACUUUCCUGAUGCCGGGUUUCUAUGGAUGGAUGUCUGACACAGACAGAAAGACCUGUCCAUUCUCCAAUUCUGAGGCAGAGGCUUGUAAAAGUGCAGCCUCAUCCAAAAUAUCAGGAAAAUAUGAUCCGUCCUCACUGGUGGCGGGCGAUAUGGCCACGGUGCAUCAAGCUAUCUUGGAAAGAACCUCGUCAGGCAGAGGCAGGAUCUUCACUGGGACCGGCACCAGACUGGAGAAACAGGCCGGCGCGUUGUCAACUCUCUCCCCCCCUGCAGUCACAUCUACACGUGUGGUUAUGGCCGACGACACAACAGAGCUGAUGGAGGAGGCAGCCGGGGUUGCUCCCUGCAUGAGUCAGCUGGACAGUGCAGACACCACUCAGGCUCUCCUCAAGACAUUUGCCUGGGUGGAUCCUCCAGUAGAAGAAGGCACCUUCUGCCUUAUUCUCCCCGAACCAUCACAGAACGAGGCAAAACGGGUGCUCUGCAAUGGGGUUCAGAAAAAUAACCAACCUGCCAUUGAGAUUAUCCCAGACACUCCCACUCAGAGAGAACAUGCUGUUGGCAAGGGAGUUGGCACCUCCCCUAAUAAAGAAAAAAAACACCAAUCAUGUGCCUCUGUCCUCCAGGACUCCAGCUAUGAGGUCAUUUCACUGGAGAGCAGGUCUUCUUCUGGCUUCUGUGAAACAUUUGCUGGUAAUGGUGGAUCUGACCCAGCCCAAGCAGAGGAGUCUCAUGCAGCACAAGUAGAGGACUCAGCCAGUUACUUCCUGGACCUCAACAGUAAUGGUGAUCUGGUGACCCGGGCUCUGGCCGAUCUGAAUCUGAGCAGUAGUAUUGAGUUGCUCAGUGGCGGAGAAUAUGGCAAUACCAACCAACACUCCAUGAUAUCCUGCGAUACAACCGAGCUCCUGCGGACACCCUCUCCAUGCGAGGUACAGUUUGACCAAGAGGCGGAGCCUGUUGAGACUAAAGAAGCUGCUGUGGUGGCCAGAAAUGGUUCAGCUGAAGAACUACAAAAGGAGCCAUGCGAGCAGGAACAGUGGGCAGCUUUGUCUUUAAUCAAUACCGGAAAGAGUGCGGAGUUCCCCGUACAAAGGAAUGGUGGGAGUCAGUCAGUGAGAGACACUCCUUCCACAUCUACACCUAAAAAACCGAAAGUUAACGGACACUCCCCGUCGUCAGACGCUACAGAGAUACUGGAGGGUCGAUUUGAAGGAAGUGCCUACCACAGAGAUGGCACAAGAGUAGACGUGCAAUGUGAGGUGUGCAGGACAGACCUCCCUGAUGGAAGCUCUAUGUUCUGUGUUUGGAUGAGUAGACCUGGCCAGCAGGGGACGAUGUCGCAGCACAACCAAUCAGGAGUCAGUCUCGGAGAGAGGAUUGGUGAUGCAUUACGCUCCACCAUGGACUUGGAGCACUCUCGAGCCUGUGAAGGACAGUUUGAAGAGGAGUACCAGCCAAUUAAAGGUGUGGGUAAAGGAGCCUUUGGUUUUGUCUGGAAGGCAGUAAGACACAGUGAUGGGCAAGAAGUGGUGGUGAAGUUCAUCGGUAAAUCCAGGAUAGUGAGUGACUGCUGGUUAGACGACCCCAUGCUGGGGCGAGUCAGCCAAGAGAUUGCCAUACUGACACGAGUGCAACACCACAAUAUUGUCAAGGUGCUGGAGGUGUUUGAGAACGAGAGCUACUUCCAGAUGGUGAUGGAGAAACACGGAGAAGGUCUGGACCUUUUUGAAUUCAUUGACAUGCAGCCGAGGUUAGAUGAGCCCCUGGCUAGCUACAUCUUUAGACAGCUGGUGGCUGCUGUCUUCUACCUGAGGGCUAAGAACAUCCUUCACAGGGACAUAAAAGACGAGAACAUCAUCAUCGACCACUGUUUCCACAUUCGACUGAUAGACUUUGGCUCUGCUGCCAUGAUGGCUCCAGGGAAGCUCUUUUACAAUUUCUGUGGCACAUUGGAGUACUGCUCCCCAGAGGUGCUUCAGGGAAAUCCCUAUGAGGGUCCAGAGCUGGAGAUGUGGUCACUGGGGGUUAUGCUCUACACUCUGCUCUUCAGUGAGAACCCCUUCUGUGAUGUGGGUGAGAUCCUUGGAGCCAAACUCAAGCCCCCUUUCCCCCUCUCUGCAGAUCUCAAAGGUAUGCUAGAUGGGCUGCUGCACCCUGACCCUGUUCAGAGGAUGGUUCUGGAUCAGCUAUUGCUGCAGCCCUGGAUCAGCCAGCCCAUUUCCCUGUCAGAGUACAGCUGGAAAGAGGUGCUUCCUGGAACUCAGAGCUUUUGUUCGCCACAGCAACAAGAGUCUAGCCCUGUCGUUUACAAUAGACCAGGCUUGUUCCCAGAUUGUGGUGACAAAACUCUCUCUAGUGAUGAGGAGGAGGAAGAUGAGGAUGAGAGGUUGUCAAUGGUGGCCCUGGAGACUGAGCUCCAGAAAUACCUCUGUGACAACUAAAGACUAAGAUAUGGAAAAACAGGAAUUGUUUUCUAGCACAAGGACAUUGACAAAUACUACUGUCUUGAACUGAGUCUUCUGUAGACAAGGAGAGACCCUGCCUUCAUGAAACACACACCGUAAUGAGCAUCAUUGUCAAAAAGAAAUUUUGCAAAAAUUGUAAUAGCAAAGUGCAAUACAGUCUUGGACACGCCAAUGUUUUUUAAUUUUUUAUUUAAAGCAUUUUAUUUAUUCUUUAGCUUUAGGGAAUAUUUAAUCAAAAUCACAGUAAUGAUUCACAGGGAUCCAGCGUUUCCACCAAAACCAAAGUCUAUUCUGUCCAUGAUUUUAAAAUGUUUAAUUAAAAUUGUAAGUAUAUUUACAAUAGUUUUAUCUAUUUUGUACCUGAAUAAAUAUUUUACCACAAGCUUGUUUUUCACACUAAUAAUCAAAUUGAUUAUCUAAAGCUAACCAGAAUGUCUUUUGUUUUUAUUUGUCUUGCAUACGUUGUAAAUUUAUUUUAAAUAUAUAACAGUAAACUCUAAAUGAUUCUGAAAUUACUUUAUUUGUAUGUUGCUAUUUCUAUUCAAGAAAACAGGAAAUAACGUGUGCACUUGGUAAAUAGAGCUCGUGGAUUUUGUUUAAAUUGUAAACUAUAAUUGUACUUUGUAUUGUCGUUAGUGGAAAAAAAAUAAUUUCAAUGAUAUUCUUAUUCAGCGUACAUGUAAUAGGUUGAAGUUAUUUUGUGAACUACGAUAUCUAUUAUCU